Microtus oregoni (creeping vole) is the source of this 3162-nucleotide messenger RNA. Its product is annotated as serine protease 30-like. The transcript has 8 exons. Bases 278 to 1264 code for a protein of 328 amino acids. NCBI's taxonomy places the organism in Eukaryota, Metazoa, Chordata, Mammalia, Rodentia, Cricetidae. Gene Ontology annotation, biological process: proteolysis. The record is from RefSeq and is a predicted model, not a curated record. Gene Ontology annotation, molecular function: serine-type endopeptidase activity.
UGAGCAACCAGGCCUCCCAUGGCUUCUACUUCUUAAAUAGGGUUGGCCAAGAGAGGGCUGUGAGCCACAGUAGUGAGGGGGGCUCCAGAGCUCAGUGUUCCUGGCUUAUCUCUGUGAGUCUGGGGAGGAGGUCCCCUCUCCUUCCUGAAGGGUAGGUGAGACUUCCCUAUGCUAACCUCACAGAUGGACUGACACAGGGCUCCUGUUGCCUCUGGCUCCUGGUGGCUGACUGAGCCAAGGACUCUGACCCCACUGUGCCGUGGACCGGAGAGGAGCCAUGGAGUUCUGGACAAGGUGCAUUUUUCUUCUGCUGCUGCAGCUGCUGCCAGGAGGCCGUGGGGAUGUGUUGCCUUCAGUGUGUGGUCAUUCCCGAGAUGCUGGGAAAAUCGUGGGUGGCCAAGAUGCACCGGAAGGACGGUGGCCGUGGCAGGUCAGCUUGUGGAUAGCUGGAGAGGGCCACGUAUGUGGGGGCUCCCUCAUCCACCCAGGAUGGGUGCUCACGGCUGCCCACUGCUUCCACAGGUUUAAGGACCCUAACUUUUACCAGGUGAAGGUUGGUGGACUGACACUCUCCCUUCUGGAGUCCCCCACAACCCUAGUGACUGUGAGGAGCAUCUUUGUGCACCCCAGCUACCUCUGGGAAGACACAUCUAGUGGAGAUAUUGCCUUGGUGCAACUGGGCAAGCUUCUGAAACCCUCUCAAUUCUCUCCCGUCUGCCUCCCGGAAGCCCAAGCUCCUCUCACCCCUGGGACUGUCUGUUGGGUAACGGGCUGGGGCUCUACCCAAGAAAGAGACCUGGCGAGUGUCCUCCAGGAGUUAGCUGUUCCUCUCUUGGACUCCGAGGAGUGCGAGAAGAUGUACCACAUCCCGGAGAGCAGCCAGUCAGGGAAGCGAUUCAUCCAGUCAGACAUGCUCUGUGCGGGCUACGCAGAGGGCCAGAAAGACUCCUGCCAGGGUGACUCUGGGGGACCACUGGUCUGUGUCAUCAACAGUUCUUGGAUCCAGAAGGCAGAACUCAAGUCUGGCGAGGAUCUUGGUCUUUCGGAGCCGACUCUGCCCUCUCCUUUCAAGUGCCGAGCUGAUAAAUUCUGUUGCCUUGUGCCUCCCGAUAACUACCAUCCAGAAGUCAGCAAGACGAUGUGGGGUAGAACAGAAGAAAAGGCCUCAAUUUUGCCUUCCAGAUUUUUUUUUUUUUUUGUGGAGGGGGUUUAUUUUCUGAGCAAACUCUCAUAUAACUCGUACUGGACCUGGCUCACUGUGUAGCUGAAGAUGACUUUGAACUCCAGAUCACCCCGCUUUCACCUCUGGGAUUUCAGGGGUGUGCCACUAAGCCUUGUUUCAAUUCUGCAUUCCAUGUACCAGAUACGGGUAAACCUACCCCUGUAUCUAUCAACCCUCAGGAAGUCUCCAAACAAGAUCCUUCUUAGAUAGCAGCCUUAAUCUUUUUUUAAAUUUUUUUAAUAAUUUGUUUAUCUUUAUUUUAUGUGCAUUUGUGUCAAGGUGUCAGAUCCCCUGGAACUGAUUUUCAGACAGUUGUGAGCUGCCAUGUGGGUGCUGGGAAUUGAACCCCAGGUCCUCUGGAAGAGCAGUCAGUGCUCUUAACCACUGAGGCAUCUCUCCAGCCCCCCGCCUUAUCUCUUCAGACCGCACAGCCUGUUUCUAAGAUCUCCUCCGACCCAGGCUAAGCGUGUCUCUGAACAUCUAUGCAUCCCUAUGUGUGUCUCCAUGUGCAUGAGUUCUGUAGACCAACCUUAAUCCCCACCCUCCAGGGCUGCUUGUCUUCCUCAUCCACCUGCCCCCAACAACGGGUUACAGGAAAGAGCCGGAAACAGCACAGGAAAACCCAGUUCUGCAGACUGGUAUAGAUUGCAUGCAAACACGGUCCCCUUUGUCUUCUGUUAGUCUGGUUACCCUCCCACGAUGGUACUGCCGGUGGGUUUUGAAAAUGGGCCUUUCUGCUUAUGGUAGCAGGCAAGGAGGUGCAGGGCAAGGAUGAAGGUCAAGGAUGUGAUAGCUGGGGAUCGGUGGGUGCCCUGGGGAAGUUGGGCUGAUGUGGCACCCAGGUGACUCCUCUCAGGCACCCCUGCUAGCUGCACUGUCCGUAUAAUCUAGGUGCAGAUCUAGUGACAGGUUCCUUCUUGGACAGGUUGAAACAGAACUGCCCAGUUCCGUGUUGUGCAAGAGGAGGCCGCUCAAGGCCACAGAAACAACAAAUAGGCGCACCCUCCAAGGUCAGGUCAGAACAAGGAUAAGGAAAUGGUUACAAUUUAUUAAAAUGUUCCGGAAAACCCACAGUUGAUUUCUGUUCAAAGGUCAAGUCGGGGAAUGAUUGGCUGAGAUGAGGGACUGAACCAGGAACCAAGUGAGGAACAAUGGGGUUUCCCCAGCAGCAGCCCAGGGCUGAGGCUAUCAUGGCCUCCUCUUGGGACUGGGAGUGUGUUGGUGAGAGGUGAUUCUCAAGGACACUGCGGGGAGCCAGUGCCAGUGGUACCAUGUGUGGCUGGCUCCAGGUUUCCAGGAUGAAGGUGCUGAGGCCACUGGCACAGGGGGUAUGGGAGGUCCAUUCCCUUCAUGGUUUGGAGCUAGGCUGGUACCCACACAGGAGGCAAUAGAGGGAAGGAUUUGGAUUUCAGUAUCAUGCCCUCUUGGCCUUGGAAUUCUCAUCUGUAAAAUAAGAAUUAACCUCCCCAACAGGGUGCUUCUGACGAUUAAAUGAGUAAUAAUUGUGAAAGUAUGUGUGCGCUGUGGUACAUGCUGAGUGCAGGUCUGUUCUUCCAUCCAUCCUUCCAUCUACCCAUCAUCCAGCUAUCUAUCUGCUCACUGUCAUAUCCAUCCAUCCAUCCCUCCAUCCUCCGCUCACCUAUUAACCUAUAUGUCAAUGCAUCCAUCUGUUUAUCAAUCUGUUCAUUCAUCUUACUAUUUAUUUAUUUGUCCAUCCACCUAUCCAUCUAUCUACCUACAUACACAUUCACUUAGCCACCUACCCAUCGAUCCCCUCAUUCAAAAACUAACAAAUCAUAUCAUAGGACAAUUUCCUGCAUGAAUUCCCAGACUCUGCAGCAACACCGGCUCCCCAGCAGUCUUGCAUGGAUUCCCAGACCCUGCAGCAGCUCAGGCUCCCCAGCAGCAGUCUUGCAUGGAUUCCCAGACCCUGCAGCAAC